AUGAUGAGAGACACCAGAGAACCCAUCACGGCCCCCUGCGCAUCCCUGGCCUCUGGUAUCCUGUUGUUGCUGUGGCUGAUAGCCCCCAGCAGAGCCUGCACCUGUGCCCCACCCCACCCGCAGACGACCUUCUGCAGCUCGGAUCUCGUCGUCAGGGCCAAGUUCGUGGGGCCCGCGGAAGUCAAUCAGACCGCCUUAUACCAGCGUUAUGAGAUCAAGAUGACCAAGAUGUUCAAAGGAUUUAACGCCUUGGGAGAUGCCCCCGAUAUCCGGUUCGUCUACACCCCCGCCAUGGAGAGCGUCUGCGGAUACUUCCACAAGUCCCAGAACCGCAGCGAGGAGUUUCCCAUCGCUGGACAACUGCGGAACCGAAACUUGUACAUCACUACCUGUAGCUUUGUGGUUCCCUGGAGCCGUCUGAGCUUUGCUCAGCGCCGAGGCUUCACCAAGACCUACUCAGCUGGCUGUGAGGAAUGCACAGCGUUUCCUUGUUCAUCCAACCCCUGCAAGCUGGAGAGUGAUACUCGUUGCCUGUGGACUGACCAGCUCCUCGCAGGCUCUGAGAAGGGCUUCCAGAGCUGCCACCUUGCUUGCCUGCCACGGGAGCCAGGGCUGUGUGCCUGGCAGUCCCUAUGGCCCCGAAUGGCCUGA
Choloepus didactylus (southern two-toed sloth) is the source of this 651-nucleotide messenger RNA. RefSeq names its product metalloproteinase inhibitor 1-like. Gene Ontology annotation, cellular component: extracellular matrix. NCBI's taxonomy places the organism in Eukaryota, Metazoa, Chordata, Mammalia, Pilosa, Megalonychidae. The record is from RefSeq and is a predicted model, not a curated record. Gene Ontology annotation, biological process: negative regulation of endopeptidase activity; negative regulation of membrane protein ectodomain proteolysis. Bases 1 to 651 code for a protein of 216 amino acids. Gene Ontology annotation, molecular function: protease binding; metalloendopeptidase inhibitor activity. The transcript is spliced from 2 exons.